Molecule: messenger RNA, 1788 nt
Organism: Prunus persica (peach)
Lineage: Eukaryota; Viridiplantae; Streptophyta; Magnoliopsida; Rosales; Rosaceae
Exons: 4
Coding region: 1-1788 (595 amino acids)
Source: RefSeq, a predicted model, not a curated record
AUGGCAAGGAGACGAAUCGAAUCUGAUAGAGGCUCAAUCAACCCAGAUGCUGAUCACAUGACUAUUGAAUUCAGAUACGGUGGAAAUUUUGUGCACACUCCAAGAACCCAUUAUAUAAAUGGUAUGGUGACUUAUUUUGAUAAUGUAGAUGUUGAUAGGCUGUCUACAUUAGAAAUUAAAGACAUGAUACAAGAGUUCGGUGUUCAAAACUCCAAAUAUUUUUAUUACACACUUCCAGGCCAUGGACCAGCAGAUGGUCUUUAUGCAUUGGAGAAAGAUGAACACAUUUUAGGUUUUGUUCGCUCAAUACCUAGGAAUAGGCACAUGACUGUCUAUGUAGAGCAUGAUAGUGAUGUUCAUGAGGUUAUUGGUGACUUAACCCAACCACCAAUGUCACAAGCUAAUAUAGAUUAUGGAGAAUCAUUUAAUGAAAUCCAUGAUGACCUGUUUAGUCAAGUUGAUGAAAAUAGGUAUGGUUCAUAUAGUCUCAGCAAUGAUCACUUAUUUCAAGAAGAGAGAAGUGCUUUGUAUCAUGGUGAGCCUCAAGAUUUUUAUGAUGUACCGAUACAUACUAAUGAGUAUGAAUAUGACGGUGAUGGUGAUGAUAAAACAAAAGGUUCCAAUUAUGAGGAAAAUGAUAAUGAUGGUAAUAAUUCUGAUUCUGAAUUUUAUGAUGAGGACAAUGAUGCCAUGUUGGACGAUGAUAAUUUCUAUGAUGAUGUAGUGGAUACACUAGAGACUUUCAUCGGAUGUGGUAAGAAACAAAAAAACAAUUGGGAGACAGAUAUACAGGUUGAGGAUAUGAACAUGGAUGAAGAGAAAUAUAACUCAGAUGAGUUACAUUCAGCAUCAAACUCUGAUGAAGAAGGAACUACUCGUAGGUACAAAGAGCUUAAUAUUGAUACUGAUAUGGACAACCCACAGUUCGAUGUUGGGAUGAAAUUUCCAAGUAAAAAGGUCUUGAAACAGGCUAUACAAAUUUAUGGAGCUUUAAGGUCAUAUGAAUGCAAGGUAGUGAAAAAUGAUAAGUUCAGGUUGUCUGCUAAGUGCAAGGAAGGUUGUAAGUGGAGGUUGUAUGCUUCUUUGAUGCAGGGAGAAAACACUUAUCAAAUUAAGAGCUACACUCCUAAGCAUUCAUGUUCCAAAGGUUUCCAUAACAAAAACAUCACUUCAACUUUCCUUUCUCAAAGGUAUAUGAGUAGGAUUAAAGAUGAUCCUAAGAUUAAAAAGACAACGCUUCAAUCAGAAGUUCAUAGAGAAUUGGGAUAUGAAGUUUCUACAGAUCAAUGUUAUAAAGCUAAGAGGAAGGCUCAAACUUUGAUUGAGGGAACUUAUGCUCAACAAUACGAAAAGUUAUGGGAGUAUUGUGAAGAGAUUAGACAGACUAAUAACGGCAGCAGUAUGUUGAUGAAGGUGGAUCCUCCUCAUUUUCAAAGGCUUUAUGUGUGUUUGGACGCAUGCAAAAAGGGGUUUAUAGCAGGUUGUAGACCUUUAAUAGGCGUUGACGCCUGUCACCUAAAGGGAACAUUUCAAGGGCAAUUACUUGUAUCCGUGGGUAUUGAUGCAAAUGAUAAUAUGUACCCUAUUGCUUAUGCGGUUGCUGAGUUGGAGAGUAAAGACUCUUGGUGUUGGUUUCUCCAACUUUUAAUUGAGGAUCUUGGUCAAGUUAGUGAAUAUGGUUGGACUUUCAUUUCAGAUCAACAAAAGUGGUGCCUGAAGCGUCUCAUAGAUGGUGUGUGCGGCAUCUAUAUGGAAAUUUCAAGGAAAAAUUUAAGGGUCAGGCAUUGA